UAUAUCUUAUCAUUUAUAUCUUCGUUUCCUUCGAAAUUCUUGUGGUUUUAUUUACAUCACAUGUAUUUUCUUAUUUUGUAAUCUUUCAUUGUAUUGUAUCAUUAAGAAGAUGACGUCAUAGUUUACGUUAUUGAAAUACUUGUUGAUGGCGGUUGUAAGUUAUUCGUUUUCAUUCAACAAUAUUCUAUCGAUCUUCUUUUUAAAUAAUGUUACGAAGAGGUGCUUUUUUUGUACGACAUCUUAGAUGUUUUAUGAGAAGUUAUCACGAUGAUGUACCUGUUAUUGGUACACCACAAGAUACAAAAUCGUCUACUUUUCAAGAAAAUUAUCUACAAAUGAAAAUACUUGUAGACGAACUAAAAUCUAUUAUAGAAAAGAUAGUAGAGGGUGGGGGACGUAAAGCCAUAGAUAGACAUUUAAGCAAGGGAAAAUUAUUACCCAGGGACCGUAUCAAUAUACUUCUAGAUAAGGGUUCUCCUUUUCUAGAAUUUUCACAAUUAGCAGGGUACCAGAUGUAUGGAAAAGAAGAGAUACCAGCUGGCGGAAUAAUAACUGGAAUCGGCCGAGUAGAAGGAAACGACUGUUUAAUAGUAGCAAAUGAUGCGACGGUAAAAGGUGGUACUUAUUAUCCAAUUACAGUGAAAAAGCAAUUACGUGCUCAAGAAAUUGCAGAAGAAAAUAGAUUACCUUGUAUAUAUCUGGUUGACAGUGGUGGAGCGAAUUUACCUUAUCAAUCCGACUUGUUUGCCGAUAAAAUGCAUUUUGGAAGGAAUUUUUAUAAUCAAGCAAAUAUGAGCUCUAUGGGAAUUGCACAAAUUGCUGUUGUGAUGGGAAGCUGCACAGCAGGUGGUGCAUAUAUUCCUGCAAUGGCCGAUGAAAAUAUUAUUGUCGGAAAUCAGGGUACUAUAUUUUUGGCUGGUCCACCUUUAGUAAAAGCAUCUACAGGGGAAGAGAUUACGUCAGAAGAUUUAGGAGGAGCAGCGCUACAUUGUCGAAAGUCUGGAGUGUCAGAUUAUUAUGCUGUCGAUGAUACUCAUGCUUUGAUUCUAGCACGACGAGUUGUUAAAAAUCUAAAUCGUAUGCCUCCCAUGGAUGUAAAGAUUGAUACAAAAGUAGAAAUACCAGUACAUCCUGUUGAUGAGCUUUAUGGUAUAGUUGGUACAAAUUUAAAACGACCUUUUGAUAUACGGGAAGUCAUAGCAAGAAUUGUUGAUGGUUCAAGAUUUAGCGAAUUUAAAGCAUUGUACGGGGAGACAUUGGUAACUGGAUUUGCUAAAAUUUAUGGUUAUCCGGUAGGGAUCGUUGCAAAUAAUGGUGUACUCUUCUCUGAAAGCGCAUUGAAAGGAACACAUUUUAUACAGUUAUGUGCACAAAGAAAAAUACCUCUUGUGUUUUUACAAAAUAUUACAGGAUUCAUGGUGGGUAAAGAUGCGGAAGAAGGAGGUAUUGCUAAAAAUGGUGCAAAAAUGGUAAACGCGGUAGCGUGUGCAAAAGUUCCCAAAAUUACCGUGUUAAUUGGAGGUUCUUACGGUGCUGGAAAUUAUGGCAUGUGUGGGCGUUCUUAUUCUCCACGCUUUUUAUAUUCUUGGCCAAAUGCUAGAAUCUCUGUUAUGGGAGGAGAACAAGCGGCCAGUGUAAUAGCUCACAUUACAAGAGAUCAACGUCUUCGAGAAGGCAAAGAGCUGACGAAAGAAGAAGAAAAUAAAAUUAAAGAACCAAUUAUCAAAAAAUUUGAGGAAGAAGGUAGUCCAUACUACUCGAGCGCUAGAUUAUGGGAUGAUGGAGUAAUCGAUCCAGUCGAUACUAGGACAGUGCUUGGGCUCAGUUUAGCUGCCUGUUUGAAUACUUCAAUACCAGAAAGCAAAUUUGGUGUCUUCAGGAUGUAAUAUGUUCUAGGAUAUAUGUAUAUAUUAUAUAUCUUUUUAUACGUUCAUAAAAAUGAAUGUUUGUUAUUAUGAUCUGUUUAUAGUAUAUAUAUAUAUAUAUAUGUUUAAUGAAAUUUGGGUCAACAGUUUUUAAUUAUUUCGUGAUUUGUUGAUUUUCAUGCAAAGUCUAAAGAAGUUUAUAAAGUUGUUAAAAAUAAAAAAGAUGUUUUUAAAAACGAUAAAUUUAGAAGCCGUUGAUCCAAAGAAAGUUAUUUCUAUUUUUUAUAUGAUUAUAUUUUAUAUGCAAAUACAUGGAACAUUCCAUAAAUAAAAUUUCGAGUGGGAAUUCUUCUGUUACACAUAUACUUCUUUUUAUAAAAACGUUGAAACGUAUCGAAAAAAAAAGUAAAAAAAUAAAUAAAAAAGAAAAGAAAAAAAACAUAUAAAACAAAUCUGAGAAAAUUGAUUAAGGUAAAAAAAAAAAAAAAAAGAAAAAAUACACAGUAAGUUAGCGAUAGAGAAUGUAUCACAUAUAAACGUGUAGUAUUUAAAUCGUCGUAUCAGCCUUCGCUUUAUUUUGACUUAUGUUACAGUUAAGCUAUAAUUAUACCAAUAAUAGUUAGCCAUAAUUAAUAUCGUAUAAUAAUUAAGUCACGUUAAAAUAUUAUACCCCGUCGCACGACUAGGUUUUUCAGUUUUCUCCGCUCGCAAAGGCCAAUUUUCUUGGAACGAUUGAUCGUAGAUAGAGUAGGUACAUUUAAAUGUAAGGAUUGUUUAACAAAAAAGAAAAAAAAAAGAAAAGGAAAUGAUAGAAGAAAAUUCGGCAGUCGCAGAACGGAGAAAUAUCGUGAGUUUUUAUUAUAUAAGUACAUAUAUAUACACACACA
Vespula vulgaris is the source of this 2752-nucleotide messenger RNA. It is a transcript of the gene Mccc2, whose product is annotated as methylcrotonoyl-CoA carboxylase beta chain, mitochondrial. The record is from RefSeq and is a predicted model, not a curated record. The transcript is spliced from 9 exons. Lineage: Eukaryota; Metazoa; Arthropoda; Insecta; Hymenoptera; Vespidae. Gene Ontology annotation, cellular component: methylcrotonoyl-CoA carboxylase complex; mitochondrion. Gene Ontology annotation, molecular function: methylcrotonoyl-CoA carboxylase activity. The coding region runs from base 207 to 1886 and encodes 559 amino acids. Gene Ontology annotation, biological process: L-leucine catabolic process.